AUGCCUGGGUUCAAGAAGACGCGCCUUUUUGGUGGGGCCCUCGUCUGCGACAUCCCCGAGCAGUUUGUCGACGUGAGUCUAAUUCGAGAGGUACCCAACAACCAGGAAGUGUACCUUGACAAGGAGGGCUUCACCUCCAUCAUUUUCGACAUCACCGAGCGCGUUCACGCCCCCGGCGAGGGUCUGGAGCGUGACGGCCUUGCUCUGACAACUCACCUCGAGGACCUGGUUGGCGAAGCCGCCGAGUCGGUCAAGGUCUGGAACACGAGCGAGACCGAGUUCAGCCAUGUUUCUGAGACCGACACCCCCGCCUACACACUGAUCGCGACGCAAACUCCCCAAGGGAACGAGUCGUCCUCGUCGAAAGGCACCGCGCCCGACUUCACCGCGCUGAUCCUUACGCUGCUGCGCCUGGAGAAGGAAAAGACAGACAUCCUGAUCACCAUCAACGUGCCGCACAUCAAGGGCGAGUAUGAUGAAGAGGAGGUUGACCUGGCACUGGGCAAGCAGGGAGCGCUGAUUGGCGAUGCGGUGGAAUUCGCCGCGCGCAUUUGGUCGUCGUUCCGCAUUGAAGAUUGGGGGUUGUUUGGUCCCAGGGACGAUGAGCCUAGGCGGUGA
Molecule: messenger RNA, 618 nt
Organism: Dichotomopilus funicola
Lineage: Eukaryota; Fungi; Ascomycota; Sordariomycetes; Sordariales; Chaetomiaceae
Exons: 3
Coding region: 1-618 (205 amino acids)
Biological process (GO): protein import into nucleus
Cellular component (GO): nucleus
Molecular function (GO): guanyl-nucleotide exchange factor activity; small GTPase binding
Source: RefSeq, a predicted model, not a curated record